GAUAGCUUAAAGAUAAAUUCGUGCAGUUGGGUUCCAUGGUUGAGCUUGAGUUAACUACAUAGUAAUGCAAUAUUCUGAAGCGAUUUCUGUGCACUGUGAAUUUAAUCUUAAAAUGUUGCAGACUCGAUUUCAACCACAACCGCACAGUCAUUAGCGAACAAUGCAGAUUCAUCUCCGUGUUUGCUGCGAACGAGUCAGCCAGGUUUGCUCACAUGCUACCAGAGCUGGCUGAGAUGGACCACCAUGAGAACCAAAUACCCUGUAGUACAACAAGGUUAAUAGGCUUAACACUGCUGCAUGCCUCUAAUAACAUGGCUAAUGCACGAUGUGAAGGGCUGCAAAUAAUUGCCCUGUAAAAAAUAAAAUAGAUACACCCGAAUUAAGGUUGUCUUCAACUCUAAUUCCUCUACUAUUUCACUAAUGGGGACCUAACACCCACCACUGGAUUUCUUAAUUGAAACUACUUCUCCUGAUAGAAACUGGGAAGGAAACAUCAGUUGCCAUGCGUAUCAGUCUCUGCCAAGGCCUGUUAACUGGUGCCAUCAUCCUCAACCUCCUCAUUCUUUACUAUGUGUCCCGGGCUCAGCAGCAAAUGAUGGACAAGAGGAAAGAGCUUGGCAGGGGCACGAGGAGGGCGGCCCUUCCAGCCUCUGGUCUGGGCAGAGGCCUAGGGGUACCUGUAGGAGCUGGUGGUGAGCCUGGAGUGGUUGGAGGGGAGGGACACAGUCGUGGCCCACGUGUAACUGUUCUUCUUAGGGAGUUUGAAAACUUUGAGAAUUAUGUUGGGGAUGUGGCUAACUCUUUCCUCCGCCAGAGACCUGAGCUUCCCUUCCUGGCUGUGGCAGACACGUCUCCGUACCCACCCCUUGUGCUUCCAGAGGGGGCCCGCCUUCUAGUCCUCUCCCCCAGCCCGGACCAGCCACCACAAGCUCACAGGCCAGAGUUCCACGUCCAGACGGAGUUUGUGCUGCUGGUGCCUGACGGGGUGGAGUUGGAACAACCUCGGGCUAUCGAGAGGCUGAUCAGGGAGUUGGAAGGUGAGGGUGGGGGGCCUGUGAGGCUGGUAGCUGCGCCUGUGCUGGCUCGAUCUGCUGUGCAGUGUCUCCACCUGCGGGUGAACCUCAGAGAGUGGACAGCCACCUACUCACCGGCUGCAUCUGGGAGCAGUGGAAGUGUGUGUUCGGCUUUACAAGGAGAUGCAGUUGUCCUCAUUCGCACUGAGGAUCUUUUUAAUCUCUCCGUCCCUGUGGGGCGGCCCCUCUUCUCCUCGCUCUUCGUCCAGACUGCCCUGAGAGGCUGGAAGGUCAAGCUUCUGGAGAGCCCCUGUUUCGCCGCGAACCAUCGGCCCCUCUUCAGCUCCGCCCACAACCAGUGGAAGGCCGACACUCGACUGAAGGAGGCCACCGGGAAGCUCAUGAGGAGCUUUGGUCUGAAGCGUCUCCUGCUGCCUGAUGGGAAGGAACAGUGGUAUGGCUGCAGUAAAGAGACGCCUCGCUGCUUUGGCACUGUGCAGGAUGACACUCCAGACUACCUUUAUCUGGACCGCUGGACACCUCCCUGCUGUCUGCGCGCUCUCAGGGAAACCACCAAGUAUGUCAUCAAUAUUCUGGAGACCUCAGGUGUGCGCUACUGGCUCGAGGGGGGGACCCUGCUGGGCGCCGUCCGCCAUCAGGACAUCAUCCCGUGGGACUAUGACGUGGACCUGGGCAUCUACCUGGAGGACAUACCCAACUGUGAUCACUUGAAGAACCUGGACUCUGGCUCUCUUGUGGAUGCUAACGGCUAUGUCUGGGAGCGUGCAGUGGAAGGAGACUUCUACAGAGUCCAGUACAGCGAGGCCAACCACCUGCAUGUUGACCUGUGGCCAUUCUAUCCCCGUAAUGGCGUCAUGACCAAAGACACGUGGACAGAGCACAAACAAGACGUGGAGUUCCCAGAGCACUUCCUGCAGCCGCUGGUACCCAUGUCUUUUGCCGGAGUCACUGCCUACAGCCCCAACAACCACCGAGGCUUCUUGGAGCUCAAGUUUGGAGAGGGGGUUAUUGAGAACCCCCAGUAUCCCAACCCCUCGAAAAAGAGGCUGGACAGAAGCAAAUUAUGAGAUAGAGACUCGGAAGCCCUUUUAAUGUAAAAACUUUUUUUUUUUUUAAACUGCCUAAAAGAUGAUGGCUGAAAACUAAUAUGGUGCCAAAAUGACUGCAUUUGGGUGUCAAUUUUACCACAGUUAUAUCAGCAGUUUAACCUCAUGCCUGGUCAAAUGUUUUCUAUUAUCAGUAUUUGGAUGCAAAGUCUAACCUUGGACUGCCUUCUUAUUCUUUGUGGUGGUGAGAUUUUGUUUGCAAGGGGCAUGAACGCUUGAAAGAUUUAAAUCCAUACACUAGUAUUAUUGUCAGGCAUAUGUUAAAGAGGCAAGGACUGGCACUACAUGGUGUACUAGAUCUGUAUGUGUUGUACAGUAAAAUAUAAAUAUGAAUGCUGUAAAGAUGGUAAAUACUGUUAAAUUAUAGUGAUAUUGUUUUUUGUUGAAAACUGCAGUGUACAUUAUCUUAAUAAGGAUUUAAGGUUUUGGACGGAAUUAUUUGCCCAAACAGGUGUUUUAUGAUUUGUUUUUUACUUUGAUGCAUUGAUUUGCACUGGUUCUUUCAGAUGAUGCAGUUUAUGAAUGAUUGUCACUGUAAAUCGAUGCCAUUUGGUACCCGACAGCUGUGGCGUGGUGAAUGUUUGUCAUUCAUGCUCUCAUUUUUGGCAUAUGGAGAGGAAGAAAUGUUACUCUAUCAGGCCUUAGUAUUCAGUUAAAAAAACGUAUUUUUAUGAAUAUUAACAUUAUGUGUGUUACUACCCACUGUGUAUUAACUCAAAUGGAAUUUCAAUUCAGUGGAUUAAUCAAAGAAAAA
Anarrhichthys ocellatus (wolf-eel) is the source of this 2894-nucleotide messenger RNA. It is a transcript of the gene fkrp, whose product is annotated as fukutin related protein. The record is from RefSeq and is a predicted model, not a curated record. Bases 503 to 2101 code for a protein of 532 amino acids. Gene Ontology annotation, cellular component: Golgi apparatus. Lineage: Eukaryota; Metazoa; Chordata; Actinopteri; Perciformes; Anarhichadidae. The transcript is spliced from 2 exons. Gene Ontology annotation, biological process: protein O-linked glycosylation via mannose.